Molecule: messenger RNA, 4611 nt
Organism: Parnassius mnemosyne (clouded apollo)
Lineage: Eukaryota; Metazoa; Arthropoda; Insecta; Lepidoptera; Papilionidae
Source: the annotation of a GenBank genome assembly
AUGUCAUACGAAAUUCAAUUUUUGUCCUUACAAAAAAACGAACUAAGCUAUGAGGUGGCCAUUAGAGGCGGCACACCCGGAGAAAACGUUCAAGAAUUACGCAGGCAGAUAGUCAAAUUAGCCAAUGUGAUGCCUUCGGAUGAUAUUAUUGAAUCUGGGUUUGAGUUUUCUGUAGACGUAGAGGGCAUCCGCGAAAGCCUUAUUAAAGUAGAAACGAAUUUAAAAACAUUAUCAGUGAAAUAUGAUAAAAAUUUAUAUAAACGUACUCAAAACUUACUUAACCAUCUAUUUCAUAGGAUUCAACGUCUGGAUGCUGUAGAUAAAAAGUCUACAGAUAUUCUAGAAAGCCUCAGGCGCAAGCUAAAUACAAAUUUUAAAAACUUAGAACAUCUUAAGCCUGAUACUGAUUCCUCAUCUGAAUUUACAGAUGCUCUUACAAUUACACCGUCCCCUAUUGUUGUUAUAUGUGAUCGAGCUCAUUCUUCGGACUUAACUAGUAUUAAGUUUGAUGGAAAAACGUGCGUACUUUCGUUUGUCCAACGUAUAAACGACUAUAUAACAGCCCGUGGUAUUCCCUCUUCUAAAAUUAUAGAUUUUGGAACAGAAAUUUUCGUUGGUGAUGCUUUACACUGGUUUCGCAGUGUAAGAUCACAUGUUACGUCUUGGGAUAGAUUAUGCGAAUUACUGAAGGAUGUUUUUGUUAUUCCUGAUCAUGAUUAUCGCUUAUUAGACGAGAUAAAAGCUCGUACGCAAGGUGAAACUGAGAAUAUUACUAUUUACCUAGCCAUUAUGUCAGGCAUGUUUUCCCGUUUAUUUAAAAAACCUUCGGAGGAAGAUCAGUUAGAAAUUAUUAUGCACAAUAUCAAACCGUGUUAUGCUAGCGCUUUAAUUGCAGUGCCUGAUCUUAAAUCUAUUGAGGUCUUACGUACGGCUUGUAAAAAUUAUGAGAAUGUACAGUCUUGUCUUAAUAAAUAUCAUGAACCUCCUAAAAUAAAUUCAGCCACACUAGCACCCGAAUUUGCAUUUAAGCCACUCACUAAUUUAGCAGAAAAAAAUAAAAUGUACUAUUCUGCCACUAAUAAAUUUAAUUGCAAUAAAGCUUAUAAUAAUUAUAAUAAACCUAUACCUAAUUCAAGUAACCUUUAUAAAAAAUAUUCUCCCAAUUCUAAUGUUUUAAACAACACUUAUCCGCAACGGCAACAAAGAGUUUAUGGUCAUAAUAAACCAAUUGACGCUAUUCAAUAUGACGAAAGUAAACAAAAGUUUUGCCCCCGGUGUCGUGUUGAUACACACAACUUAAGACAAUGUACAGAAAAACGCAAAGUAUUUUGUUUCAAAUGUGGCCGUGAUGAUUACACAUUUUACACUUGUCCAGAUUGUACAAGUAUUCCGUCUAGUUCAAAAAAACUAAUAAAGCAGAAUUGUAGCAACCUCGUCAACCACUCUAAUAAUACCGAUUGGAAACAGUGGUUGAAGUUUAUUAAUAUUUUUUUUAAUAGCUAUACAGUUGCUACAAUUCUACUUAAUAAACCACCUAACGACGUGCGACCUUAUUUAUCAGUCAAAAUAGGAAAUACAAAAUUUUGGGGGUUAUUAGAUUCUGGCUCAGCCGUCACCUUACUAGGCAAUAAUGCACACAACUUACUGAUAGAUGAAGGAUUUGCUGUGCGCACUGAUGAAAUGGUCUCUAUAACAGCAGCCGGUGGACAAAAACUUAAUUGCUUAGGAUAUAUUAAUCUCCCAUUUAAUUUUGAAAACAAUUAUUAUACUUUGAAGACAUUUGUAGUUCCUGAAAUAGAGACCUCUCUUAUAUUAGGUAUUGAUUUCUGGAAAAAAUUUAACAUAUGUCCAAAAUACAUCAACUGCAUUGAAUAUAAAAGAGAACUCACCGAUUAUUAUUCAAACACGAAUGAAUCAAUAUUAAAAUCUCAUAUACAUUCAUACGCAUCCCUUAAUGCCAACCAACGCUUGAUUGCUGACGACAUAAUUGAACAAUUUAAGGACGUUUCUUCCGAACGCAAGGGCUUAGGUUGUACUUCUCUUGUAUGUCAUUCUAUUGAUACGGGUGACACGAAACCUAUACGACAGCGUUAUUAUCGAAUGUCCCCUGUAAAGCAGCAAAUUUUAUGCCAGCAAGUUGACGAGAUGCUUUCAUUGGACGUAAUUCAGCCUUGUGAGAGCUCUUGGUCCUCUCCAAUCUUAAUUGUUACAAAAAAAAACGGCCAACCGCGCAUUUGCUUAGACAGUCGCAAGUUAAAUUCUGUAACCAAACGCGAUGCUUAUUCCUUGCCAUAUGUUUCCGAAAUUCUAGAUAAUCUGCGAGACGCAAAAUUUAUAUCUAGUAUAGACCUUUCUAAAGCAUUCUGGCAAAUUUUAAUUUCAGAACGCGAUCGCGAAAAAACUGCCUUUUAUGUCCAAGGUCGUGGGACCUUUUGUUUUAAGAGGAUGGCUUUCGGCCUUACCAAUGCACCUGCAACCCAACAAAGGCUUGUAGACUUAUUAUUUGGUUCAUUUGAUCUUAAGGUAUUUGCAUACCUCGAUGAUAUAAUUAUUAUUUCUAACACAUUCGAUGAACACGUUUCUUUAUUAUUACGUGUAAUAAAUAAGUUAAAGGAAGCAAAUUUAACAAUAAACUUUGAAAAAAGCCAAUUUUUUCGGUCUCGUCUGAAAUAUUUGGGCUACGUAAUAGACGCCCAGGGUCUCAGAACAGACCCUGAAAAGGUAAAAGCUAUUUUAGAGUAUCCAACACCAUCUUCAAAAAAAGAUGUAAAACGUUUUUUAGGAACAGCCACCUGGUAUAGACGUUUUGUGCCAAAUUUUAGCACUAUAGCUGGGCCUCUUAAUAAACUUACUUCAAAUCGCAAGGGUGCUCCAAAAUUUUACUGGUCACCAGAGGCAGACAUAGCUUUUAAAAAGCUAAAAGAAUGUUUAGUAUCUGCACCAGUCUUACAUUGUCCUAACUAUAAUUUGCCCUUCCAAGUUCACACAGACGCCAGUAAUUAUGGAGUAGGUGCCAUGUUAACUCAAACAGUCGAUGGCAAAGAACAUCCUGUUGCCUAUAUGAGCAAGUCACUAAAUGCUGCAGAAAAGAAUUACAGCAUUACCGAGAGAGAGACAUUAGCUGUAAUAGUAGCAUUAGAACACUGGCGUUGCUAUCUUGAAAAUGGUCAACCUUUUGUAGUUUACACUGAUCAUUCAGCAUUAAAGUGGUUUCUCUCUUUAAACAACCCUACGGGCAGGCUUGCAAGAUGGGGCAUUAGGCUAUCUUCUUUUGAUUUUACUAUCAAGCAUAGACGUGGUGCUGAUAACAUUAUUCCAGACGCGUUAUCUCGCGCUGUCGUAGUUUCUUCUAUUUCCACAGCAAAAUCUGACUUAACAACGAAUGAUAAAUGGUAUCUAGACAUUUAUAAUGGUUGUAUGAACAAUCCAAGUAAAUAUGAAAAUUUUCUUAUCAAAGCGGAAAAGCUAUAUCGGUGUUCAAAAAAUAAAUGUUUAUUAACUACAGAGUUUUCGUGGAAAGAAGUAGUUCCAUUAGAAUUACGAGAACACGUUAUCAAAGAAAAUCACGCAGAACCCACGUCAGGUCAUUUAGGCAUCCAUAAAACUUAUCGCCGUUUAGCAUUGCAGUAUUUUUGGCCAGGUAUGCAUCGGGACGUCGUAAAGUUUGUUACGAAGUGUGACAUCUGCUUAACUUAUAAACUCCCUACUCAUAAUGUGUUAGGAGAAAUGGGACGACCUAAACAGUGUUGCCGACCCUUCCAAAUUACGAGUAUUUCAAUUGAUUUCAUCGGACCCCUGCCAGUUAGUAGAAAACAAAAUUCUUAUAUCUUAGUAGUAACAUGUUGUUUCUCCAAAUAUUGUUUAGCGUUUCCGGUAAGAAGAGCUACAGCCGACAUUGUAAUUAAACAUCUGAAAGACUCUGUAUUUUUAACAUUUGGCAUUCCCCAAACGGUGUAUAUGGAUAAUGGCAGCCAAUUUAUUUGUGAGAAGACCAUUGCGUUAUUUAAUAAGUAUAAUAUUCCUAACGUUUUUCUUACACCUAAAUAUACUCCUCAGGUUAAUUUGGUGGAACGCUAUAAUAAAACUAUUGUCACCUGUAUAUCGACCUUUGUGAAAGAAGAUCAGCGUUCUUGGGAUGUAUAUUUGCCUAAAAUACUGUUUGCAAUAAACAACUCCGUUAACGAGGUUACUGAUUACACUCCCUCAUUCCUUGUAUAUGGGCGUGAAUUGGUAAUAUGUGGUUCUCACUACGUUGACAACGACCUUGGCGAUGAAAUUGUUUUCUUACCGCGAGACGCCUAUGCUGAGAACAUCGGUUAUCUCGCUAAAAUAUUCAACAAAGUUCAGACAUCACUAUGGCAUCAUCAUCAACAAAAUUCCAAACGCUAUAAUUUAAGGAGAAGGUUCACAGAAUUUAACGAAGGCGAUAUCUUAUUUAAGCGCACUUACUAUCUGAGUGAUAAACACAAAUAUUUUAAUAAAAAAUUAGCCCCAAAAUUUAUUAAAUGCCGCAUAACUAAAAAGAGGUCACCUCUAGUGUACGAAUUGGAGGACAUGCACGGUAAAUAUUUAGGGCCAUGGCACAUAAAAGAUUUUAAAUUGUCUAAAUAG